Lepisosteus oculatus (spotted gar) is the source of this 2204-nucleotide messenger RNA. RefSeq names its product myozenin 2b (gene myoz2b). Gene Ontology annotation, cellular component: Z disc; actin cytoskeleton. Gene Ontology annotation, molecular function: FATZ binding; telethonin binding; actin binding. The record is from RefSeq and is a predicted model, not a curated record. Lineage: Eukaryota; Metazoa; Chordata; Actinopteri; Semionotiformes; Lepisosteidae.
UGACACCCCCCAGUUUCCUUCAGUAGCUGGCAUAGUGAAGACCUGGAUAGAUCGAACUACACAGGUUGACCCCUGAGAGCCUUACCUUCAGACAGAGCCUAGUACACACGGGACCUCUGGACAGUGUCUGAGGGUCAGCUUAUCAGAAACCAGAGAGAGUCAUGUCACAUACCAUGAUGACAACCAAGGAGAGGAAGAUGCAGGCAGCAGCCAUUGUGAGGGAAAUCCAAGGAUCCAAUGAUUCUGAUUCUAUGGACUUGGGAAAGAAGAUCAGUGUCCCCAAAGACAUCAUGCUAGAGGAAUUAUCACUGCAGUCCAACAGGGGCUCUCGCCUCUUCAAAAUGCGCCAGAGGAGGUCAGAGAAAUACACUUUCGAAAGUUUCCAGAAUGAAACCAACAUGCAGAUGAACAACUGUGUGUCUGUUCAAGCACAGAAUAAUGAAACAACAGAAACUAACAAAGGAGAAGGGAACAGCUUGGAUGCUGGCCAUUCGCCUAAAACACCACCAAAUACGCCUGACCCCAGGACUCCUCCAAACCCAGACACAAUAGCCCCAGGCUAUGGAGGGCCCUUGAAGGACAUUCCUCCAGAAAAGUUUAACACCACAGCUGUCCCCAAAUCCUACCACUCCCCCUGGGAACAAGCCAUCAUCAAUGACCCUAUUCUGGCUGACACUCUUCACCAGAAAAUGCCUAUCCCUGAACCCAGACCAGAGGGCCCAGACUUCAAGAGCUUUAACAGGGUUGCUACUCCAUUUGGUGGUUUUGACAGAGCCUCCAGACUUAUAACCUUCAAAGCACCAGAAAAGGAUUUCAACCCCAUUAUUGCAAUUCCCAAAUUCUCUGAACUCCAAGACCAGGUUACCAAGCGUCCAACUUUCAACAGGACAGCCCAGGGGUGGGUCUCAGAUGGCAGCCCGGCUGUCAUCCCUGUGGUGCCUUUGGAACCCCUCGUCCCUGAAUCUGAUGACCUAUGAUCUGUGAACUUGAUGAAUGUAUUUGAUUAACAAGCAAGAGUAUCUGUGUACAAUGGACCUGAUUUGCCAAAGAUGGAAAGAGCUUUACUAAUGGAUAUAAAGUAAUGAGUUUAUCUUAAGUGAUAAGGUAUAGAGAUUAUCUUAUUUUGCAAAGCUGAAAGUGGCAAAUUUGCACAUUCAGAAUUUGCUUUAUUCAUUAGUAGACAUUCAUUAGUAGACCCUUUAUCAUCUUUUGAAAAACAGAGUCUCAAUUAUAUAUGACAAUAUGCCACAGCUAUAUUUUUCAUGCUGAAGCACGAUCUCAUAAAAAUGAACGAGAAAAGGUAUUGUACUUCUGUUUUCCAAACAUCUGCAUUGAAUCACCUUUCUACAUGCUAAAGAUAUAUUGGCCAUAAAAUUUAAAGUUCGGAAUUGAAUCCUCUAUUGAAUUAAAUGCAAAACAAUAUGUAAAUAUGUUGUAUGUACUGUAUGAUCAUCAAAGCAUAUAGAAUACUUAGUGCUUUUGUGUAAACAACAAAAAGCAAGUCUAAUUUAUGUACUGUACGUCUUCAAUGCUGUUGCUGAGAGAUAAUCUUUUAGUUUGCUUUACUGUGUUAUGUUCUCAAGUUAUCACUAUGGGUCUGUAUAUUGCAUUUUAUUUAAAAUUCGUGGAGGUGAUUAAGCUGGAUUUUGUGUGAAUUUGUAUUUAUUAUUUUUGAAAAAAAGUAACAGCACACAAUAACAACGCUGCAUAGAAAAAACAUCCUAUUUACUUCCACACCCACCUUCCCUCAUCCUUGAAAACAUCCCCUGAUGUUAGUACAUCUCCCCUCCCUACACAAGCAGCAUCUUCCUCAGUUCACAACCCCAGAGGUCCAAGACCUCCAAUACAAAUAACCAAGAAUAUAAUGUAAACUGUACAAGGAUUUUAUAAACCAGUUUAUGAUUGUUUCAGAAAGUAUGAAAGAAUGUGAGCAACACAGUGGUGGACCUUUUGUGCAAAGGAUUUUUAUUUCAUUUCAGUUUUUGGUCUUGGUUAUAAUUGUUAUAUAGCAUCAUCAUCAACAAUAAAUGAUUUCAAGUCAAAUACAUGAAUAUACUGUAGCAUGCUUAAUUCUGAAACCUAAUAAGUAACAUGAUAGAUUUAUUUUUUUUACUUCAUGUUUACCACAGUCAAACAAUCUGUAUCAAGUGCAUCUUAAGUCAAGUGUUAUUUCUGCAUUUAAAGUAAAGACUACAGUGACCCAU